AUGCCGCGACGGAUACUGAUCACGGGAGCCACAGGAAACCAAGGAGGGUCCGUGGCAAGGCUGUUGCUGCAAAGUCCUUCAGAUUUCACAGUCCGCGCGCUGACGCGGAAUCCAAACUCGGAAGCCGCGAAAGCUCUCAAGGAAGCGGGAGCUGAGGUUGUGAAGGGCGACCUGACCGAUCGAAACUCCUUAGGAGCGGCGUUCAAUGGCUGCUGGGGCGCCUUCGUAGCCACAAAUUUCUACGAUAGUACCAUCACAAACGAUCCCGCAAGUGAGGAGACUCAGGGCCGCCACGCAGCCCAUGCGGCACUCCAAGCCGGUGUCGAAUGCUUCGUUUGGAGCACAUUACCAUCAUCCCUUGAGAUCUCCAAAGGCAAAGUAUUAUGUGAGAUUUAUGAAGGUAAACAUCGCGUCGACAGCUAUAUCCAGGAGAUUGGUCUGCCCGCAGCUUUCGUCUUUACCGGUAAUUUUUAUGAGAACCAGGUCUUUCGUAGCCACGUGGUUGAAUACGAUGAUCACAUUGAAUUCAAGCAGCCCAUCAUCAAAGGCGACGUGAAACUCCACAUGCUCUGGGUCGAGCGCGAUCUGGCUGCUAUUGUGAAAGCAAUCUUGACCCGAUGGGAGACCACACGGGAGGAACUGCUUUAUCAACAUCUCUACGCGAUGGAUGCGGUGCGAACUCCACAUGAGAUAUGCGCCAUAAUCGAGCAAGGUAGCAAUUUCCCACCAACCUCGGAGCAAACAAAGCAUGAAGACUGCUGA
Exophiala bonariae is the source of this 762-nucleotide messenger RNA. RefSeq lists its product as uncharacterized. The transcript is spliced from 4 exons. Bases 1 to 762 code for a protein of 253 amino acids. The record is from RefSeq and is a predicted model, not a curated record. Lineage: Eukaryota; Fungi; Ascomycota; Eurotiomycetes; Chaetothyriales; Herpotrichiellaceae.